This is a messenger RNA of Electrophorus electricus (electric eel), 4078 nucleotides long. The record is from RefSeq and is a predicted model, not a curated record. Lineage: Eukaryota; Metazoa; Chordata; Actinopteri; Gymnotiformes; Gymnotidae.
GGCCGCUGAGAGGGUUUGUUUAGGUAUAAAGGUUCUGUUAGUGAUCACAGACGUGAGGGAAUUUGCAGUUUUUCGGAUGAAAACGCGGCACCGUGAGAUGAUUUUUCUUUUUCGUCGCUGUGCACACAUGGAAAUGUCUUUAGAUGUGUCUGCAGAUGUGAGGGGUAUGUGAGAGAGGCUGGCAGGGUCCAGCAUGGUGAAUGCUGGUUAAGCAGUCAUCUGAAUCUGGAGCCCUGGUCAUGGAGACCCACUUUGGGAAUGUGGUGUUCAGUUCGCGCUUCGACUCUGGAAACCUGGGCCGCGUGGAGCACGUGGAAGGCCAAGGCGCUGCUAGCUGUGCUCUCCCACAUGCUGAUUACGAGUUCAAUGUCUGGACCAAACCUGACUGUGUAGACACAGAGUUUGAGAAUGGUAACCGGUCAUGGUUCUACUUCAGCGUGCGUGGCGUGCCACCUGGUAAACUGCUGAAGAUGAACAUAAUGAACCUGAACAAGCAGAGUCGGCUGUACUCUCAGGGCAUGGCGCCGUUCGUGCGCACCUCACCAGGGAAGGCUCGCUGGGAGAGGGUUCGGGAGCGGCCUACCUUUGAGAUGUCGGAGAACCAGUUCACCUUGUCGUUUGUGCAUCGUGUGCUGGAUGUGAGGGGAGCAGUCACGUACUUUGCCUUCUGCUACCCGUUCUCGUACACAGAGUGCCGGGACAUGCUCCAGCAGCUGGACCAGAGGCUGCUCAGCACCUCCCACACCCUGGGGCCCUGCAGCCCAGCGGACGGUCUCUACUACCACCGAGAGCUGCUGUGUUACUCUCUGGAUGGACACCGAGUGGACCUGCUGACUGUGACAUCCUGUCAUGGCAUGCUGGAGGAGAGGGAGCCACGGCUGAACAAGCUCUUCCCUGACCACAGCACGCUGCGACCGCACCGCUUCACUGGCAAACGGGUGUUUUUCCUCAGCAGUAGAGUGCACCCAGGUGAGACUCCCUCCAGCUUUGUGUUCAAUGGGUUCCUGAACUUCAUUCUGAAUCAGGAUGACCCCCGUGCUCAGACCCUGCGAAAGAUGUUUGUCUUUAAGCUCAUCCCCAUGCUCAACCCCGACGGGGUCGUCAGGGGUCACUACAGGACGGACUCUCGUGGCGUGAAUCUAAACCGACAGUAUAUGAACCCAAGUGCUGAGCUGCACCCCUCUAUAUACGGAGCCAAGUCCCUCCUGUUGUACCACCACCAACACAACCGGCUCAACAGCAACUCCAUGUCGGCCCUCAAAAGUUCCAACCAGUCAAACACCACCACCACCACCUCGCCCCUAGCCAGUGAACGGGAGCACUACCUCAACUGCCGUAAUGAGGCGGAGCGGUUGGAGGGCCCCACCCUUGACCUGUCGGAGAUACCCAUGCAGCUGGAGGAGAGAGAGAGGUGGGAGAAAGGCGGAGUCGAGGGGGAGACAGGGCCCUGUGACGAGAACGAGUCUACGCCAAGUCGGAGCGAGGUCCCGUGCAUUCCUAACCCCGCCCCCACGGAGCAGAUCCCACCCCAUGAGAGUGGAGUGGCCUAUUACAUAGACCUCCAUGGCCACGCCUCCAAGAGAGGGUGCUUCAUGUAUGGAAACAACCUAGCUGAUGAGGUACAACAGGUGGAAAACCUGAUGUACCCAAAGCUGAUCUCUCUGAACUGCGCCCAUUUCGACUUCCUCGGCUGCAAUUUCUCGGAGAGGAACAUGUAUGCUCGGGACCGGCGCGAUGGCCAGUCUAAAGAGGGCAGCGGCCGUGUGGCCAUUCACAAAGCUAUUGGCCUCGUGCACAGUUACACUUUGGAGUGUAACUAUAACACUGGCCGCUCAGUCAACACUAUCCCACCUGCUUGCCAUGACAACGGCCGAGCGACCCCGCCCCCACCACCCGCCUUCCCUCCCAAGUACACACCUGAGGUAUAUGAACAGGUGGGCCGGGCGGUCGCCAUAGCAGCGCUGGACAUGGCAGAGUGCAACCCCUGGUCGCGGCUGGUCCUGUCUGAGCACAGCAGCUUGGCGAACCUGCGUGCUUCCAUGCUCAAACACGUGCGAAACAGCAAGGGCUUAGGCGCCAGCGCACGCAGAAACCCCCACAAGGCCUCCAGCCCGCCCAAGAUCCCUGGCCUAAGCAGCUCAGUUUCGGAGAACUCUCUGAGCCGCAGUCGUGGCAACGGUGGCCCUGGAAACGGCACUGUUACCGGAAACAGGCAGACAGGUUCGCAGCUCAAGAGUUCACCAAGCUUCACGUUUGGCUGGAGCAGCUCUGGCAAUGCCUCCAGCGCACACAGGCCCUCCCACAAAGCUCCGGGACCAGUCAGAGAGUCUAAAGCUCAGGAGAAGAGGCGACCCCACCACCUCAGUCACCGCCUCUCUCUCCGGUCACCCAGCAACAGCCAGGCUGUCCCGUCAUGUCCCCCCCUCUCCCCUUCGUCCUCCUCGUCUUCCUCGUCUUCCUCACCCCCCUCUUCCUCAUCGUCAGGGUGUGCUGUGGGCGUGGCCACGCCCCCCUGCUCCAUCAGCACGGCAGGCAACAACAGCUUGGACCUGCAGUUGGCAUCACGGAGCAAAGAUUGUGUUUUGCGAAGUGGGAGGAGCAUCAGGACUGGCAAAGCAGGCCCCACCCACCUGCUCCCAUCACAACACAGUGGGAGGCUGCCGUCACAGACUCUGAAGGAGGGCUCCACCCACCGUCUCUCGUCCAUUGAAUGCAGCAGGUGUGAGUUCCAUCCUCGGCCCAGUCGAAUCCCGUUGUGGACAGCAGGGUGUGUUCCCUCCCAGCCUCCUUCCCUGGCCCCUGUCUGCGAGAACCCCCUGAUGACUGUGUGCACACUCAAACCAGGCAUCAGAAGGCACCUGACAGGGAAGGGCAGUCCCACCCUGCGCUUGGCCUCCAGAGCUCUGCUGGGGAACUCUGCUCAAAGCUCUCAGCGCACCAGAGUGGCCACACAUGCACCUUCUGCACAAGCCACAAGCAAACAGACUCUCCCUUCAGAUUGGUGCUGUGCAACUACAAGAGGGCAGUGUGAGUGGCUGGACUCCCCAGUUCUCCUCCGGCAUCAUGGCCAUGAAAGGAAACAAAUGAACCCUCAACUACCUCCACUAAGACACAGAAUUAAACUUAACAUCUUUAAUGAGAUACUCACACUUGCAAUAUGGUGGUUCUGUAAAGUGUUGUGCAAUAUGUUGUAGCACCUUUUGGACCCAUACUAGUAUUUUAAAUUUUUUUUUUUGUAGUUUUAGAAAUGGUUUUUUAAUCAUGUCAUGAUUGUCCAUAGUGCUACUGGAUAAUAUUGUGUACAGUAUCUUGAUGGUGUUAAAUUGCAGCUAGUCAUAUGACAGGAAUUAAGUUACAAAAGUCAUGUCCCUAGUGACAAGAAUGAUUUGAAUAAGUCAAAUUGAGGUUACAAUCUACUGUCCUAUAUUAGUACUUUUUAAAUUGUUUAACAAAUAGAAUGUGUGUACAAUGGUUAUUCCCAGCACCCUAGAUCACAAGAAAUCCAUCUUUGUGUACAAAUGUGCAGUUUUAGAUUAGGGUUAAACUCAUCAGGGUGGUAUCACCAGAACUUGACUUGGACGUCCCUGCUCUAAAUCAAGCCCAUUGACAGUGCAAAUGAGCAAAAUGAAGCACUGGUUACUGUUUCCAUAGUUAAGACAUCAAACGUAUACCAACAGAACACAUCCCUUAAAUGGACCAUUUCAGUUUUAAAUUAUUGCAUGCUAGAUACAUUUGCUGUUACGAUGCAGUGUCUACACUGAGUGGUUUUGGUGUGUUCACAAUGGAAACUGGCAAAUUGCUUCAUAGAAAGGUCAGAUACCUAGAGGAGCAGCACCCAAAACCCUGUUCCAUAAUCAGUCUGUGAUACUGGCAUGGGACAUGUUAAUCUUAGAUUGAGAUGUGCAUUUUAUAUUACAAACCCUCUAGAUAUCUUAAGAUUCAAUUUUAAAGCACUCAAGGAGAAUACAAAAUAAGAGACUGGCUACUAAUGCAUCUGCUUCUAUAAUGUAAUUUCUGUUCUUAUGUGAUUUUUAUGGUAACAGAGCAAACUCAGAUACACAGAUCCAUAAAAUACUGG